AUGGAUGCGGGUGAAUGCAUCGCCCAAGAGUGCUCCUCAUCCGAUUUGAAUGCAGCAGCUCAAUAUUUUCUCGACCUUUGUACAUCCACUAGCUCAUCCGCCCCCUCGUCUCCCAGAUCCUCUACUGCCUCCUCUAGCACAGUUCCAGCCCCAUCUUCGUCAAUCUCAAGUUCUUCCGCCCUUUCCAGCUCCAGGGCAAUCGGGACAUCAGCAUCCUCUGCCGCAUCUUCUUCUGUAUCGCAGUCUAUAGCUAUGACUGCCUCACCAUCAUCUUCAACAGCUGCGUCUAGUGCUACUAGCAAUACUACUGCCUCCCUCACCUCGCCGAGUGCAGCCAACAGUGCAGCGCCAAAUCCGAGCGCGAGCUCUACCGGAACUAGCAGUGCGAUGCACUUACAGCCCUACACCAGUCACGUCACAUGGGUUCUCAGUGGGAUGAUUCUGAUGCUGAUUUCAAUGAUCGAGCUAUUCAUCGGCAACGUGGGAAAGCCGUCGAAACGCAUAGCCAUCGUUGGAGGCGGAACGGGAGGCGUUACUGCACUCAAGACAUUACUCGUCGAUUUGCCAGAAGAGGAACGAAGUCGUUGGGAAGUCGUUUUAUACGAGCAGAAAAGAGAUGUCGGUGGAGUAUGGCUUCCAGACCUGAAUGUCCCUCGCCCACCUGAGCUUCCUGAGACCCCGCUAUACCCUCGUUUGAUGACCAACACUCCGCACCCUACCAUGACGAUUCCGCACUUUCCGUUUCGACCAGAAACACCUCUGUAUCCUCAGCAUCCGGAUGUGCAGCAAUAUCACGUCGAUAUCAUAAAUCACUGGAAUCUAUCGUCUCAUCUUAGACUCAACCACGAAAUUCUAGAAAGCCGGUGGAUUGGGUCAAGUGAGAAGGGGCAGUGGCGAUUAUUGAUUAAGGAUCGUCUGCAUAAUGAGACUACAGCUGAGGAAGAAUUUGAUCAUCUGAUCAUAGCGAAUGGACAUAACCAUUACCCGUACGAGCCUGUCAUCGAAGGACGGGAGGAGUGGGAAAGAGGCGCUCACCACCUCAUCCUGCAUUCCAUAUUCUACCGAAACCCAGAAGAUUUCAAAGCAAGAAACGUCAUUGUCGUUGGAGGGGGAGCUAGCGGUCGCGAUAUAGCUCAGCAAGUAGUCGGGUUCGCAAAUUCGACUUACGUGUCGCUCAAAACUACCGACUUCCGCGAUUUUCCGUUCCCAGAUAUCCCUGGAGCGGAUUUUAAACCGCGGAUCAGGAGCUUCAAGUCUGGCUCCAUCAUCUUCGAGGACAAUACGACGUUGACUCACAUCGAUACAGUCAUCUUCGGAACAGGAUAUGAGAAUCGUAUCCCAUUUCUUACAGAUUCCGGCCAUCUCUCGAUCAACACAACCCAGUCUCUGGACCAGCUGACAACGAACCUGCGUUAUGUUCGUCCGCUGUACCGUCACCUCCUUUCUCUUGACCCGGCAUACCCCGUCGGCGCAUUAUACUUUAUAGGUCUACCCGUUUUUGUAGCAAACGCCGUCUCAGACAGCGCUCAAUCGCUGUUCACGGCCUUCACCAUUGCGGACCCAUCUCUGCUUCCUCCCCGCUCCGAGCUGAUGAACGAUCUCAUCACACAAGAAUCAAACCUUCGAGAUGCAGGUUUUGAUCCUGCGUAUGUCGGGCAUCGUCUUGUCGGGGAAGGUGGCUCUGAGCAGUAUCAAGACGGACUUGUGAAAUUCUUGCAGGAACGAGGCAAGGCAGGUCAUGGCGGCGUGCCUAGGCUAGGGCAGAAGUUCACUGAGGAAUGGAGAAGUUUCGGAAGAGAUGAAGGAGCGCUCUUGAGAAGAGGUUGGCAGAGGGUCUUAGAUGAAGGGAAGGAUGCUAUCAAGCAUUGGUUGGAGGGAGUGGUCACGGAGAAUCAGUGGGCUAACUUGAUGAGGCGGCUCGCCGAGUGGGAACAGGGUCAGGAAGCAAACGAGGUUUAUAAUGGCAGGUUUGACGGGUACGGGUACCUUUGA
Heterobasidion irregulare TC 32-1 is the source of this 1992-nucleotide messenger RNA. RefSeq lists its product as uncharacterized. The transcript has 7 exons. The coding region runs from base 1 to 1992 and encodes 663 amino acids. The record is from RefSeq and is a predicted model, not a curated record. NCBI's taxonomy places the organism in Eukaryota, Fungi, Basidiomycota, Agaricomycetes, Russulales, Bondarzewiaceae. Gene Ontology annotation, molecular function: NADP binding; N,N-dimethylaniline monooxygenase activity; flavin adenine dinucleotide binding.